Molecule: messenger RNA, 717 nt
Organism: Pneumocystis murina B123
Lineage: Eukaryota; Fungi; Ascomycota; Pneumocystomycetes; Pneumocystales; Pneumocystaceae
Product: dephospho-CoA kinase
Exons: 2
Coding region: 19-717 (232 amino acids)
Biological process (GO): coenzyme A biosynthetic process
Molecular function (GO): ATP binding; dephospho-CoA kinase activity
Source: RefSeq, a predicted model, not a curated record
AAAAUAUUGAGGUAACAAAUGUUGGUUUUAGGAAUAACAGGAUCAAUUGCAACAGGAAAAUCUACCGUCUCUACAUUUUUGCAAUCAAUAUCUUCAUGGCCACUAAUAGAUACAGAUCUUCUUGCAAAAGAAAUAAUCAUGUUUGGAACAAGUGCAUAUAAGAAAGUAAAUGAUAGCUUCGGAAGAGAGAUUAUGAUGGAGGAUGGAUCGAUUGAUCGGGAAGCUUUAGGAAAACUUAUUUUUUCUAAUAUAAAUGCAAGAAAAACUUUAAAUAAAAUUAUGCAUCCAGAGAUUUUAAAAAUGACAAUUCUUCAAAUAAUAAAAGCAUGGAUAAGAGGAGAAGAUGUCAUAAUAGUAGAUGUGCCUUUGCUAUUUGAAAGCGGAUUUGAUUAUCUUUGUGGAAAAAUCAUUUGUGUUGCAUGUCAAGAAAAUACACAGAUGCAAAGACUACGAAAUAGAAAUGGUUAUACACAAGAAGAUUCAAGGAAAAGAAUUCAAAGCCAAAUGCCUUUAUGUCAUAAAAUUCAAUUAGCAGACAUUGUUAUAUGGAAUGAUGGAAAUAAAAAAGAUUUAGAAGACAAAAUUAAAGCAUUAAUAAAAAAUAUACAACCCACACGAGCAAGAUGCCUACUCGAAAGAACGAUUCCUGUACUUACAAUCAUAUCUAUUAUUUAUACAAUUAUAAAACGUUGGUUAAAAAAAAAAAGAUUUAAAUGA